This is a messenger RNA of Aspergillus terreus NIH2624, 1668 nucleotides long. RefSeq lists its product as uncharacterized. The coding region runs from base 1 to 1668 and encodes 555 amino acids. The transcript has 6 exons. The record is from RefSeq and is a predicted model, not a curated record. Gene Ontology annotation, molecular function: monooxygenase activity; heme binding; iron ion binding. Lineage: Eukaryota; Fungi; Ascomycota; Eurotiomycetes; Eurotiales; Aspergillaceae.
AUGGCACGCCUACGCCCAAGCUAUACAGAACAGCAGACUAUCCUCGACGCAGUUGGAAACACCCUCCCCAGAGAGAUCCUAGACCUGAUCUGCGCAUAUCCCCCACGCCCCCUGUACGGCAGCUUCGAUCUGACCCGAGAACUACACGUCGCCUGUCUGACCGACAACCUGGACCGAGUCACCGAUCUGUUACGCCUGGGAGCCGACCGCGAGUCCGUCAACCACGCGGGACUCAGCGCCCUCGACGUCGCCGACUUUCUGUACCGCGUCGAAGUGGUCAAGCGACUCAUGGCGGACGUGGACAUUGAGCGAGCCGGGGUGAUGCAGCUGCUGUACGCCAUUCAACGAGGACAUUCGACGGUUGUGCAGGCACUACUGGAGAUGGGAGUGAAGGAACACAUGGAUGAGGAUCUAUUUCGCGGCGUGUUCUUGAUUGCGUGCUCGUUCGGCAGUACGUUCGUCGUCGAUGCUCUUCUCAAAUAUGGACCAGGGAUCAGCGUCUCGCCCUUCGAGAACAUGUUCGUGCAGGUUGCGAUGGCUACGAAGAACGUUGCGGUUGCGGCGCGUGUGCGGGAGAUUGCUGAGGAGGAGAGAUGGCGCAUUGCUGCGGAGGCUGAGAAAUAUAUGCUUCCUGAGGUGGACAAUAUUGCAGAUCUGUUUUCCGACUUCUUGGACAAUGUGGAAGCGAUGAGCUCUGAAGAUGUCUCUCGGGGGAAGAAGCCCGAUAAUACUCUGUUGCAUGACGAGGGGCUGCAAUACGAUAUGCGCCGGCGUGAUGCCACGAUUACUAUCCUCCACUUCCGAGUGGGGGUGACAGGGAUUGCUCUGCUGGCUGUAGCGGUAGGCCUUGUAAUCGUGCACAUCACAGCCAAAGCCCUCUACAACAUCUUCUUCCACCCCUUGCGGUCCUUCCCAGGGCCGCCCAGCCAUGCCGCCUUUCGCUUCCCAUACUGCUACAAGCUCCUCCGGGGCACCUUCCCCUUCGACAUGCUCUCGCUGCAUAGACAGUACGGCGACGUGGUUCGUGUAGCCCCGAACGAGCUCGCCUUCUCGCACCCCGACGCCUGGCGCGACAUCAUGGGCCACCGCAUCGACGGCAGCGAUGAGAUGGGCAAAUGGGACCAGUUCUACCGCGCGGUACCGCAGACGCCGACGAGCAUCGUCAGCGCCGACCGCACCGAGCACGGCGCACUGCGUCGCCAGCUCUCGCACGGGUUCUCAGAGCGGGCGAUGCGCGCGCAGGACCCUCUCAUCACGGGGUAUGUCGACUUGCUGAUUCAACGGCUCCAUGAGAACUGUCGCGGCGGGGCGCAGACGGUGGAUAUGACGGCGUGGUAUAACUUUACGACGUUUGAUAUUAUCGGCGAUCUGGCGUUCGGGCAGCCGUUUGGGUGCUUGGAGAAGUCCGAGUAUCAUCCGUUUGUCCCGCUGUUGUUCAAGUCGUCGAGGAUGGGGAGUGUGGUGUUCUCGCUGUCGUUUUACCCGAUGCUGAAAAAGCUUGUUUUUGCGAUGAUCCCGAAGUCGCUGAUUCAGUUAUUUGAGGAUCAUCGGCAGGUGUCGAUUGAAAAGCUGCGUGAGCGGAUGAAACUGGAAGUGGAGAGACAUGAUCUUAUCGAGGGGCUGCUGAGGAAGAAAGAUGACCUGGUUUGUCUUGGAUGGAGUGUGUAG